This is a messenger RNA of Harmonia axyridis, 958 nucleotides long. It is a transcript of the gene Ssk, whose product is annotated as protein snakeskin. Gene Ontology annotation, biological process: septate junction assembly. The transcript has 4 exons. The record is from RefSeq and is a predicted model, not a curated record. NCBI's taxonomy places the organism in Eukaryota, Metazoa, Arthropoda, Insecta, Coleoptera, Coccinellidae. The coding region runs from base 106 to 594 and encodes 162 amino acids.
AUCUCUCUUGUGUUUCAGUGUAUGCGGAAUAUAGGUACUCUCAUUUUGUUGCGGUUUGCUAGACAUAAUAUUUUCAUCUAAGAGUUUUUUUUAUUAGUGAACAAAAUGACCAGUGUAGAAACAAUUGGGGCUAUUGCAGUUAGAGUAGUGAAAUUGGUCCUUAACCUGAUUAUCCUGAUACUGUACAGAACAGGCAACCAUGGAAAAUUUCUUGGUGUCGGAGGGACCUGGAAUUUGAACGAAAUAAAAGCUCCAGAUGUUGAAAUAAUAGCUUCUGGAGUUUUCGUUGGUUAUUUCAUAUUCACAGCAGUUUCAUUGAUGAGCCUCCUUUUCGGUACCAGGGAUAACAAGGUAUAUUUCACAGAUGUGAUCAUGGGAGUCAUUGGAGUCUUCAUGUGGCUCACAGUUGGGGCUGCAGCAUUGCACUACUGGAUUGGUUACAUCAACGAGAACAAAUAUGUGAAUGUUUCUUCAGAAAGAACGGUUGGAUUGAUCAUGGGAUCACUCUGUAUACUCACAGCAGCGUUGUACUUGUUGGAUUCUGUUGUUUCUGUACUUUUUGUUGUUAGAGAAAAACUGAAUGGACAAUACUAAGAAUUUUCAAUGUUAUAUCUCAAUGCUAUAUGAGACGUUUGUAUUUUGUAUUUUUUUACUAUAAAGUAAGACCGUUCAGUUCAUGAAGAACUGAGUUUCAGAAUGACAAUAAUCAAUAGUUUAGUUUAUUUGAGAGUUCCCAAUAAAUCUCUUCACUAUAUCAUAAUCAGAUUAAGAAGAGGAUGAAUGACUUUAUUAUCUGAAGAUAUACUGAAUGCUUUUUCUGAAACAUUUUUAUUGAUUUAUGACAUUACACUUUUCAAAGCCUUCAUACUGUACAAAUUCGAGCAUGUUAGAUCAAACCAUCUUAUUUCAUGAACUUAUGUACCAUACAUUGAAUAAAACCGAUUUUUUUCUAAAUUAA